AUUCACUUAUCCAGGACCGGGUCGCGGGGGCAGCAGGCUGAGCAGCAGCUGCAGCCCUUCUGGCUGAACAAUACCUGUCUGCUGCUUCCGGAGACCCCUCGGCCAGCCAAGCCUGAGAGGACUCCUUCUUCAGACUGACGGCUUCCCUCACUGCUGGUGUCCACCAGCUGGUUCCUGGGUUGCCGCCACGACAGCAACUGACGACCUUCAGACCAAAGCUCCUACCAGACGCGCCUACAAUUGAGGCUUUGAACAUGAGCCAUUCAGGCUCUACGUUCCCAACCACACCCGGGAUGCUGGAUUAAUUCUUCCAAAGGUGUGAGUUGAAGAUCCUGCAGACAGGGGCCUGAUGUUCCCAGUUCUCUGGUACCAAGAACACUUAUGAGCAACUCUAUAUUUGAACAUGGUGUUUGUUAUGGCCAAUCCGUAAGUAGCACAGAAGUCCAAUGACAAAACACUCAGGUUCAGAUCGGGCCGUUCCUCCCAAUCACCUCCUCCAGGUACCAUCAUCGUUACCCACGUGAGCGUUGAAGUCUCCCAGAAGAACUACAGAGUCCCCAGGUGGUUCCCCUUCCAGGACACCACCCAGAGACUCCAAGAAGGCCGGAUACUCUGACCUGCUGUUCGGUGCAUAGACACUAACAACAGUCAUAGACCUCGCAUUGAGGCGACCCUCUGGUUCCUCCGGGAGAACUCCAACACAGCGGCGCUCAGCCGGGGGCUUGUGAGUAUCCCCACACCCGCCCAGGACCUCUCACCUCGGGCAACUCUGGAAAAGGAUUUUUUUCCCCCCGAGCCUUUGCUAUUUGUGGAGGUGAGCCCAACGAUCUCUAGCUUGUAGUGCUCCACCUCCCUUACAAGCUCUGGAUCCUUCCCCGCCAGCAAGGUGACGUUCCACGUCCCCAGAGCUGCUGAAGCCGGGGGUCAGCACGCGCAGGUACCCACCUUUACCUGCCGCCCAGCUCACAUUGCGCCAGACCCUUCGGCUUCACUCUGCAGGUGAUGGGCCCGCAGGUUGUCAUCUGUAAUCGUGCUGUGAUACUCUCCCUUUCUCUCCACUGCAGUCUGCUUUAACAAAGAAACUCUGAUCAUUGUUAUUCUUAUUAAAAGCGAAAUUCUCAGGAAAGAACAUAGAUCCUCAUGUGUCAUAUUAUCAGAAAGUACUCCCAGAAUAAAAAGAGCUGGAUCAAUGUUAAAGUUGAUCCCCAAUAACUAAAAGUAUUUUAAUUUUGAUCAAGACCUUACAACCUGUAAUUGUGCAGGUCAUUUGCCUAUUGCUUCCUGCAAAUGCAAACGAUUGCUGCGUCUGAGCCGGCCAUGUAGUUUGAAUAGUACUUAGGGAUCGCACGCAGUCUGUCGAUUUCAACAGCAGCAGCAAGUCUGAAGGGUCACUCUCUCAUGAAGUGAGAGACAAAUCAAGAUGUUGGUGGUUUUUCUGCUCCUCAUGGCUGCACCAGGCAAGUCUUUCUUUUAUUUUAUAUUCACACUACAUUGAUGUAUCAUUGUGGCUGCAGAGCUCUUAUUACAACUCUUUUAUGAUGCCCUUCAGUUACAUUAUAAUUCACAUUAUAAGUCAGAAGCCAAAAAGGUUUAAAAUAUGAUGAUGUGUUGUGUUGUAUAAAUUAGUCCUGUUUCUUAACCCUCAAGGCCUUUUUAAAAUGACCUUACACUUUACACCUUAAGGUCUCGAAGCGGUCCCUCUCAUACAAGUGUCAUAAAAAUGUGGUAUAUGAAUAUAUUUUUUUCACUUUCACCGCAUCAAACCAUUAAGCAGCUUCAGACCUCACAAAGAUAUACAUUUUUUCUUCAAUUUUUAUGUUUUUAUGGCCUUAUUGUCAUAAGAACCCCUGAUUUUCUCAAGGGCAAAAACACAAAAUAUGCAGUAUUUUCAAAAAGAAGGUACAAAGUGAAAUAUUUGGGGUGAGGUGAUUACAGCCUUGACUAGGUCAAUAAUUGAUGACUCCUUUAUAUUAAUCCCAACACACCAAGAACAUUUUUACAGUGUUCAGCUUUUUCAUUGCCAUGCAUUUUGCAAGGUAAGAGAACCAUUGAAACUGUAUGUGAUUUAGCUCUGCAUGAGGAAUUUUGGAAUUUUUAAAAUUAUAAUAAAAAACAAACCCUGGCCAAGUUUCAUACAAUUAGCCUUUAAACUAUUGAGAUUCAAAAACAUAAAAUUAGCUGAAUGUACACGUUUGGUCCCUAAGGUGCCUCAAGGGUUAAAUGCAGAAUAAGUAAAAAGAACAAUCUUUCAGUGUGAAACGGUGUGCAGCUAUAUUAAAAUAUAUUAUAUUCUAUAUUAUAUCAGUGUUUUUCAAACUUUUCAUGCCCAAAGCACACCUUGACUCGUUCUUCUCUUGUUAUUGAGCAGUGGGUGCUGCUGGCGGCCCCUCUCUCAUCCUAAAGCACACACAGACCUGCAGCAGUCACUUCCAGCUGCAGUCAGCAGGACAUGUUAACUCCUCCGCGUCUAGUGUGCAAAUGAAUCACGCAUGUGCAAAGUCACUGCUGGCUGUCUUCCAGUCAGUGACUCUUUUAGGUCACCUUUGCCGGUCCCGAGGCCGGAUAAAGGAGGAGAGUUGGAAUUGUGACAGAAGGCAUGCAUUUGCAGUUCGAAACAUAUUUAGGAUGAUUUUUACUGAUUUUUCAUCUCUCCCACGACGUUAUUCCUCUUUGCUACAGCGUCUAUUACAAUUACACACAACGACACAUCUGAAUCCAUUCAAAUGUAAAGUUACAGCAUAACUGUGAUCAGUAUUCAUGUGUGUCUCUACAGGCCUGUGUGCUGGACGUCAGUACCAUUUAAUUUCUGACCCGAAGACUUUUACUGAAGCACAAAGUUACUGCAGAGAGAAAUACACAGACCUGGCCACUAUGGACAGCAUGGAGGAUGUGGAGACCCUGAACAGAAUGGCAGAAAACACCUGGAUCGGGCUUUAUGAUGACGUGAACAGCUGGAGGUGGUCACUGUCAGACACAAGUUUCUACAAACACGGAGAGGAGGAGUUCAGAGGAUGGCAGUCUGGAGAACCAAACAAUUACGGAGAUGAUGAACACUGCACACUGAUGUCUCCUGAUGGACUAUGGAACGAUCGCAGCUGCACAUCCACCUUCCAGGCGGUGUGCUGUGAUCUUUAUCCCACGUCACUGUCUCAGUCAACAGGGCUGCAAGAAAAGGAGUUGAUAUGCACACAGCUCCACGGUGACUUCAGCUUCAUGCUGACAUUCAUUAAGAAACAUCAAACUGAUGAGAAAAAUAUUCAGACGCAGAAAAAUUCAAAUAUAAAGUUUGCAUCUAUGUUGUGUGUUAUGUUGCCUCUGCACAGCUCUUCUCUGGAUCUAUUUUCAGGGCUGAAUGUGACUUUUGUCUUCAUUAACGACUCCAUGACCUGGACUGAGGCCCAGAGCUACUGCAGAGAACACCACACAGACCUGGCCAGUGUGAGAGACCUGACAGAGAACCAGAAGGUCCAGGAGCUGAUUCCAGCAUGGAAAGCAGUCUGGAUCGGCCUUUUCAGAGACUCCUGGAAGUGGUCCGAUGGAAGUAACUCCUCGUUCAGCCACUGGCAGCCAGGGGAACCUAAUAACAACGGGGGGGCGGAGGCUUGUGCAGCAGUUGUUUUCGGGUUCUCUGGAAGAUGGGUGGAUGUGCCCUGUGGCCGGAUGUAUCCAUUCAUCUGCUACGGUCCAGUCCCUUCAAAGCAAGUGUUCAGACUGAGGCUGAGGAGCUCUGUGGACCCCAACGACCCUGCUGUGAUGGAGGCAAUGCUGGAGCAGUUCAAACAGAAGCUGAAGGCCCAGGGGGUGAAUGACGACGUCACACUGAGCUUUAGGAAGCAAGCAGAUGGAAAAGCCUUCCACAAGGAGAAGAAGGAGACCAGAAAGCUGGUUCCUGGGUUGCCGCCUCGACAGCAACUGACGACCUUCAGACCAAAGCUCCUACCAGACGCGCCUACAAUUGAGGCUUUGAACAUGAGCCAUUCAGGCUCUACGUUCCCAACCACACCCGGGAUGCUGGAUAAAUUCUUCCAAAGGUGGGCUGAGAUGGUUCAAGUCAACUGGGGGGUCCCAUUCACCAGAGGCUUGUUCAUUCCUUACUCCCACAUUACUCACUGUUACUGGAGGGGUGGUGCAGGGCCGUUCAAAGAUUGUCGCUGGGAGCAGCCCAGUGUCUCUGUGGUGGGUGAUAGUGGACUGGUGCUGGCUGAUGUGGAGAGCAGUCUGGUGCAGCUGAUGAAUCUGGGUGCUGCCUGGACACUUGAACUGCCACCGUGUAAGUCACUGAAUGCUGCCUGCCUGGUAUUCAUGUGUGUCUCUACAGGCCUGUGUGCUGGACGUCAGUACCAUUUAAUUUCUGACCCGAAGACUUUUACUGAAGCACAAAGUUACUGCAGAGAGAAAUACACAGACCUGGCCACUAUAGACAGCAUGGAGGAUGUGGAGACCCUGAACAGAAUGGGAGAAACAGCAGGAGUUUCCUCUAACACCUGGAUCGGGCUGUAUGAUGACGUGAACAGCUGGAGGUGGUCACUGUCAGACACAAGUUUCUACAAACACGGAGAGGAGGAGUUCAGACGAUGGGGUGAAGGAGAACCAAACAAUUACGGAGGUGAUGAACACUGCACAUCAAUGUAUUUUGAUGGACGAUGGCACGAUAGCAGCUGCACAUCCACCUUACAGGCGGUCUGCUGUGAUGUGAGAGGGCUGGAUGUGACUUUUGUCCUCAUUGACCACUUCAUGACCUGGACUGAGGCCCAGAGCUACUGCAGAGAACACCACACAGACCUGGCCAGUGUGAGAGACCUGACAAAGAACCAGAAGGUCCAGGAGCUGAUUCCAGCAUGGAAAGCAGUCUGGAUCGGCCUUUUCAGAGACUCCUGGAAGUGGUCCGAUGGAAGUAACUCCUCGUUCAGCCACUGGCAGCCAGGGGAACCUAAUAACAACGGGGGGACGGAGGCUUGUGCAGCAGUUGUUUUCGGGUCCUCUGGAAGAUGGGUGGAUGUGCCCUGUGGCCGGAUGUAUCCAUUCAUCUGCUCCAGUCCAGUCCCUUCAAAGCAAGUGUUCAGACUGAGGCUGAGGAGCUCUGUGGACCCCAACGACCCUGCUGUGAUGGAGGCAAUGCUGAAGCAGUUCAAACAGAAGCUGAAGGACCAGGGGGUGAAUGACGACGUCACACUGAGCUUUAGGAAGCAGGCAGAUGGAAAAGCCUUCCACAAGGAGAAGAAGAAGACCAGAAAGAGAAAGCAGCGACACCGGAGCAGAGAAACACCUCCGGACAGCACGGCACCGUUUAUCUGACUCAUUAUUACUCAUUAAAUCCACUGUUUUUGGAUCAAAGUGCUUUUAAAGACAGAUACUCGGCGAGAUCAACUUUAAAACGAGCGAGCUGAGCAGAAUGAUAAAUGACAGAAGCUCCCAGUGAGCUGCUGUAGCGUGAACUGGCCGCUGGGUGGCAGCACUGACCAGCAGCGUCACUGGGCUCCUUGCAAUGCCUCCUGGGAGCUGGGCUCAUCAUCCAGAUGAGAGGAGGAGCAGCAACAGUUGUCCUGCUUCACUGGUUUCUGUUCUAUUUACAGGUGAGUUCCUCACUUUUUACCUGACUACAGAUGUCUGUAAACUAAUAUGAAUCCCCUGUGAUAUGUGGUUCAGAAGCUAAAAGUAUGUAAAGUAAAGUAGUAAAGUAAUGUCAAGUGUGUAAAUAUUUAAGAGUCAUGGUACGUGACGGUUGUAGAAAACAGGAAAAUGUUUAUUUUUGGUCUGAUACGAAUUUUGACAUGUUUAUUUUCUUAAAAAAUGUGUAAAAAAUAUACAUUAAUGUGAAAGUUAUCCAAAUGUGGUUUCACCAGUGCUUCAAUGUUGACAAAAUAACAGAAAUAAUUCAUGAUUGCAGUGAAGAAGUUGAGAUGAAUAUGAAAAAAUUAAAUAAUCCAGAUGAGAGGAGAAUGAGCAACUGUUGUUCUGCUUUGCUUAUUUCUGUUACAUUUCCAGGUGAAUUAAUAACUUUUUUAUGUGACUACAUGUUUGUUAACUAGCGUAGCUAGUAUAUAAUAUGUAUAUAAUAAUAAUAAUAUAUAAUAUGAAUCCCCUGUGAUAUGUGGCCCGUAAGAUAAAAGUGCGUCAAGUGUGUAAAUAUUUAAGAGUCAUGGUACAUGACUUGUAGAAAACAGGGAAAUGUUUAUUUUUGGUCUGAAACGAAUUUGAGCAACAAUUGUCCUGCUUCGCUGAUUUCUGUUAUAUUUACAGGUGAGUUACAAAUUUUUUUAUGUGACUACAGAUGUUUGUAAUAUGACUGAACUUUCUUGGUACAUAAUUUGGUUUCUAAAUACUAACUGCCAACAAUUCAAUGUCUGGACAGCACACCUUCUCCUUGACAGUAACAUGUUUAGGACUGCACCAUCUCUGGUUCACAAAUAAAGCCAAGCCCCCAUCUUUUUUCUUUCCAGUAGAUUUAGUAUCUUUGUCUGAUCUUAUGAGAGUGAAGCCACGUUGGAGUCUUCACCAGUAUCUCCAGUUCAUCAAUCUUGUUGGGCAGAGAGUUGACGUUUCCCAUGAUGACUGACGGCAGAAAGGGCUUAUCUGGAUAUCUCCAUUUCUGAACCUUCACUUUUGCACCAGCACGACAACCACGAAAACACCUUCAAAUCAACUGGAAACGUGAUGGUGUCCUCCAGACUUGCUCCGUUUCAUUGAAAAAAGCUCUUCUCUUGAAUAAACUCUUCUCUCCACAAAAGUGUCCAUCGAAAAUACGACAAAACACAAUAAAAAUACAUAAAAAUUCUGCAAAAUUGAGCAAGAUUACAGAGCUACCGGACUAUGCUGCUACUGUUAAACAGGCACCAUGUUCUACUGUUGGCCGCUGAAGACCCCCAGUUCUCUAUCCAUGAGAUAACUGUUGCCGUGGUUAUCUGAGCUGGAUUCACGGAUCAAUAAGAGGAAAGGGAACGACCUGUUACAAAAUGUUUGAGCUCUGAUUCACUAAUCCAACCAAAUGUUGCUUGUACAGUUCAUACUUCUUCAUGGGUUCACUGGGUUAUUUCAGUUCGAAAAAUAUUAGUAAAACUUAACUUUAUUUGAUCAGUUUUAUCUUGUUUUUUAUUCAAUUUCAUUUUUGUUUAAUCUUUUUGAUCAAUUUAAUCUAUUUUUUUUUUACAGCUCUUAAAUGUUUUUAUCAUUUUUAUUUGUUGUUUUCUCCCUCUUUUUUAUUGCACUUGUCUUUUCAUCAGAUUUUAAUUAUUCUUUUAGUAUUUUACUUUUAACAUUAUAUACUCUGUUUAUUCUUUUAUAUAAUUUUGUAAUCUAGCUUUCAUAUCCCUUAGUUUUACUAUAUCUACUCUCCUAAUAGCUUCAAAAUGCUUUCAUUAUAUUACUAUUAUUAUUACAUUUUUUAAUUAAUAUUGCAAUGGUCUUUAGUUGUCUGGUCUUUCACUUGUUUUUUCUAGUAAUUGCUUAUAAAAUUGCUCUACAAAUAUAGUUUGAUUUAUCAGACAAUAGCACACUUUUGUAGCUUCUAGUCUGGUUUGUAAUUUUGCAUUUAAUUAAAAGCCAUCCAAGCUAAACAGACAAGCAUUAAUGCCAGGUUUAUUCUUGAACCUCACAAAAAACCUCACAAAUUUGCAAGAAAAAACUCACAAAUGUAUGAGAAAACAUUCACAAAUUUACAAGAAAAACUCACUAAUGUACAGGAAAAUACUUGCAAAUCUACAAGCAAAUACUCACAAAUGUACGAGAAAAAAACUCACAAAUUUACAAGAAAAAACUCAUAAAUGUACAAGAAAAAAUUCACGAAUGUACAAAAAAACCCUCACAAAUUUGCUAGAAAAAAACUCACAAAUGUAUGAUUAAAAAAAUUGAAUAUUCUCUAAGAUUUAAGUCGUAAAGUUCAGAGGAAAAUCAGCACAAAUUUGCGAGAAAAAAAUCACUAAUUUACAAGAAAAAAAAUCACAAAUUUACUAGAAAAACCCCCACAAAUUUACAAGAAAAAACUUGAAUAUUCUCAAAGAUUUAGGGUUUAACUUGUAAACUUCAGAGAAAAUCCCCACAGAUUUACGAGUUUUUUUCUUGUAAAUGUGUGUGUUUUUUCAACAAAAAUCACAAAUUUACGAUAAAAAAGCUCUCAAAUUUACGGAAAAAACCCCUCACAAAUUGACAAGAAAAAACUAACCAAUUAAUGAGAAAAAAAUUGUAUAUUCUCUGAGAUUUAAGUUGUAAACUUCAGAGAAAAUCCCCACAAAUGUACAAGAAAAAACUCACAAAUGUACGAGAAAAAACUCACAAAUUAUGAGAAAACACUCACAAAUUUAUAAGAAGAAACUCACAAAUUUAUGAGAAAAAACUUGAAUAUUCUCUCAGAUUUAAGUGGUAAACUUAGUGUUCGGGGCUCACUUUAACUGAAUUCCUGGGAGAAUCAUGUUAUUCUGAGACCAGAUCUGCAUCAUUUUACCUGUGACCAAAAUGAAGGCCAAUAUUGAGACCUUACUUUAUUUCCAAUCUACGAACGAGAGAGACUUUUACAUUCUUAUUAUUCUUUCAUAGUAAGCCAGUGUGUUGAAAUAAACCAGUGUAAA
Centropristis striata (black sea bass) is the source of this 8561-nucleotide messenger RNA. RefSeq lists its product as uncharacterized. The transcript has 16 exons. NCBI's taxonomy places the organism in Eukaryota, Metazoa, Chordata, Actinopteri, Perciformes, Serranidae. Bases 2758 to 5295 code for a protein of 845 amino acids. The record is from RefSeq and is a predicted model, not a curated record.